CCCGUCCUUGCCGCAUCAGCUACAAUGACAUCUACUGUUAUUGAAGCAGUAAAGAAGUCACUUUCUUUUCGUCUUGGGCAAACCUUCGAGCUCAAUCUUGGCAACAACCGCAAGAAUAUUACUCAUAUUGUUGUCAAAAUCAAGUCUGCCACUGAUUUUGAUGCUCUUCGCAUCCUCCUGGAGGGGGCUACCGAAGGGCAACCUCUACUGCGUACCCUUGUCUAUGUUCUGAAGAAGGAAGAUGCACAGAACAUUGCUCUGUACCUGAGGAAUCUGCUUCCUCCAAACUCGACUCUUCGCUCCCAGAUCAAUUUUGCCAACUCUGCACGGGAUGCGGCAGCAAGAAUGAAGGCUAUACAAGAUUUUUGGAAUGGAGUUGUCAAUAUAUUGGUUGCAACAGAAGUUGCUGGAAUGGGCCUGGAUAUUCGAGAUAUCGUUAGAAUAUACCACUUCAACAUUCCUAAUAGCGUAGACGAGGGUAUUCAGCACCACGGGCGUGCUGGACGCGAC
This is a messenger RNA of Phanerochaete carnosa HHB-10118-sp, 510 nucleotides long. RefSeq lists its product as uncharacterized. NCBI's taxonomy places the organism in Eukaryota, Fungi, Basidiomycota, Agaricomycetes, Polyporales, Phanerochaetaceae. The annotation marks the transcript as partial. The transcript is spliced from 2 exons. The record is from RefSeq and is a predicted model, not a curated record.